AGGGAACCGAUUUUUUCGCGAGGGCUCGACGUAGCGUUUCCGUCACCAAAACUUUGACGAUGCGUGGCUUGACGCUCCUCCUUCUGUCGCUGGCGCUGGCCGUCAACAGCUGCCAAGCCACCUGGUGGUGGUGGGGUUGGUGGUCUUCGGGAAGCGAGCGGGAGGAGGAGAGGUCCUCUUAUCGUCAGGAGGCGACACAAGUCUCAGACCGCUCUGCCUCCGUGACCGCUGGCGACGACGACGCCCCAGUCGCGGCCCAAGUACAUGUGGCUGAUGAGACCAAGGCAGGGGCAGCUACAGCCGCCACAGCCUCGGCAGAGUCUGAAGGCCCAGCAGUGACUGAGAGUGAGAAGCCCGUCACCAGAGGUGAACCGAGGCACGUGAUGGGGGACCAUCGCAUCGAUACCUUCCAACCAACUGUGUCUGUCUGUCUGUGUGUGUGGGCGCAGCGGAGGCAGAGACACCGGAGUACAAACCCAUGCCCAAGACCACAAGUAAGAAUGGAUGGAUGGAUGGACACAAGUACCGGCAGACCUCAGCCACACAGCAAUCGUGUGUGUGUGUGGUUGUGUGUGGUUGGUGCAGAGAAGCCAAAGACGACGACAACGACAACAGCAGGGGCCCCCACAACCACCGAGGAGCCCACCACGACAGGUGGGGAGGAACGAUGAUGACCUGCUGACACAGUCACGUGCAUCUCUCGACGCCUCCGUCUUGACUGGUGUGUGGUGCAGCAAAGCCCGUUGACACGACGACUCCUGGGCCCACAACCACGAAGAAGCCAAAAGACAAGAAGCCCGCCCUGACGCCGGCAACGGGCGAUGUGUGUGAAGGUCAGCCGGGACCAAGCCCACGCGCAGAGCUGUUUUUGUUCAUCCCUUUGUCGAGUGCAGGUGUGAGUCCAUCGCUGGCUGGCUUCCAGCUCGUCGUACUGGAGGACCAGAAGCCCGUGCACCCUCGCUUCGAUGACAUCGGCACUAGCGCCCCCGACCUCAUUCACCCUGGCACCGUCGACUUCGUCGUCCCAGAUGACGUCGAUCUGCACUUCAGCUUUGCUGCUGUGCCAGAGGUGUGUGUGACGGCGGUGGAGUUCCAGCUGUUCGAUUACGAAGGUUCGCGGCGGCACAGCACACGUGGCAAAUGGGAAAUGGGAAAUGGAUCGGUAUGAGUGCGUGUCCUGUCUUCAGGUGUGCACAUUGACUGGGACAACGAAAGGCACCCAAAGGGCUUCGACUUCUUCUCCCCCUUCGUGGCGUUCGGCAAUGCGGUGUAUCCGGCGACGGACAGGCCAGACAUCUUCGGUGAGGCGGCUCGCGCCAUCUGGCCGACAGGCGGGACUUUCACCCUCGAAGCGACCCCAUACAACGGCGGCAUCAAAGGCGGCCACAUCAAGCUCACGUGUAUGUCUGCAGUGAGUGGGGGGACACAGAGAGUGUCCUCGUUCAUUUCUCUGCCUGUCUCUCUCUCUGACCAGUUCUGGUGCCAUCUGCUUUCGACCAGCAUCACACGUACUUCAGGGGCCGAUCAUCUUACCACACCAGCAGCCACACGCAUCAGACGGGGAGCAGCGGCAGCGAGAGCGACGCCGACGGCGAAAGCACGGAGCACCACCACCACGUGCACUACCAUCACCACCACUACUACAGCAAUGGCGGCUCGGACGGCGCCUGAUACGUCUGUCUAUAGGCAAUUGUUGAAGUGGGAUGGAUUUGUACCUACCGUGGGAUGGAUUUGUCUGUGUGUGUAUGUGUCUUGUCUCUUGAUGUUCAUUUCUCUCUUCCUAUGGCCGGCCAUCAUCUCUCCCACCCUCUUUCUCGCUGACCUGACUCUAUGGCGUUUUCUUCUUCGUCGCUCGUUCCACUGAGUGUGAUCCACUCUGCCUUUUUUCUUUUCGUUCGCGUGUCAGUGUGUGUGUGUCUGUGUGUUGUCAUUGCAAGAUUAUUGGUCGCAGGUGCCAGUUUUUCUGGCAUGCAUAAUUCACUCACUGCCGCUCUCUCAUUGAUGCUGGCUCCACCCAUCCCUCUCUCUGCGGUUGAGAUAGGGCGGCGCGGAAAAUGAUGAGCGUCAUCGAGGCCGUAGAAGGGAGAAAUGGGGGAGGCAGAGAGC
This is a messenger RNA of Vitrella brassicaformis, 2106 nucleotides long. The record is from the annotation of a GenBank genome assembly. Lineage: Eukaryota; Vitrellaceae.